Mytilinidion resinicola is the source of this 739-nucleotide messenger RNA. RefSeq lists its product as uncharacterized. Bases 132 to 566 code for a protein of 144 amino acids. The record is from RefSeq and is a predicted model, not a curated record. NCBI's taxonomy places the organism in Eukaryota, Fungi, Ascomycota, Dothideomycetes, Mytilinidiales, Mytilinidiaceae. The transcript has a single exon.
AGCCCGUUUAUUGUAACAUUCGGCGUCGUUCCCGAAGCUCUGGCUCACUAGCCAGAUAGCCACUCCUGCUGCAGUAGUCAGAUGACCAUUCUUUUGACACCCUUGAAGAGCACGCUAACAAGUGGAGCGGCAUGAGGGCGCUGCAGUGCCCUGCCGGAAGCCUAUGCGCAUUCGAUUGUCACUGCUUAGGUUGCUCCAUAGGAAUCCAAAAAUUAGGACUGGAUGGCAAGAAUGGGAUGCACCUAGGCCUAAGCUGGUUUUCAAGGCUUCUGAUUGAUGGAUCAUUUCCUUACAGCGGUGUCAGCAAUCCACAGUGGCACCCAACCAGAGCUACAAUAUGCCUAGCACUGGAAGACAGUGGACAUGGAAGUCGACUCGCACCGCUGUGGCAAGGUCCAUGUCAGUGCUGCUCUGGGGCAUCCAUAUCAGAGUUUAAUAAUGCUCGAAGUUGGAUCCUAGCGCGGCUCUACUCGACUCGCCAAUCACAUGCUCCGUCAUUGAGCAUACGCACGCUCAGCAGGCUGCGCAUAGCACUUGUUCAAUCUCGACCCGGUAGAUGUUUAUGAUAAUCGUGCUUGGCGUUUUUCAACCUUCCUGUUUCAACGUCUCCUCUGUCUAUUUAGUCUAUUAUAAACGAUUCCGUCGAUCGUCAAAUUUCUCCUACUGGUCUAAGAGUCUUCACGGGGUCCAAGUACUGCACAGGGUAGCCACGUCAAUGCUAGACCUCCCUCCUUCCGUC